This is a messenger RNA of Antechinus flavipes (yellow-footed antechinus), 2795 nucleotides long. RefSeq names its product stAR-related lipid transfer protein 9-like. Bases 1 to 2046 code for a protein of 681 amino acids. Gene Ontology annotation, molecular function: microtubule binding; microtubule motor activity; ATP binding. Gene Ontology annotation, biological process: microtubule-based movement. The record is from RefSeq and is a predicted model, not a curated record. NCBI's taxonomy places the organism in Eukaryota, Metazoa, Chordata, Mammalia, Dasyuromorphia, Dasyuridae. The transcript is spliced from 15 exons.
AUGGGUACAGAUGAGCAAUUGUACUUGAUAGAUGAAGUAUGGGAGUAUCAGUUCUGUUGGCAUCUUAAAGAUGGCCAAGGCCAGGUGGACAGCCGACCAGAUGGCCCCAGAGGCUCAAGAGAAAAGGUUGUGGCAUUUGGCUUUGAUUACUGCUACUGGUCAGUCAACCCAGAGGAUCCUCAGUAUGCAUCCCAGGAAGUGGUGUUCCGGGAUCUGGGGACUGAGGUGCUCUCUGGAGCCGCCAAAGGCUACAACAUCUGUCUCUUUGCUUAUGGUCAGACAGGCUCAGGAAAGACAUACACAAUGAUUGGGACCCCGGGCCUCUUCUCAAAGAAGGAUGACUAUUCCUACUUGCCUCCAUCCCGCAGGAUAAGAGUAAGUUUUCUUGAAAUCUACAAUGAGAGGGUACGGGAUCUGCUGAAACAGUCUGAUCAGAAAAAGCCCUACGCCUUACGGGCCAUUCUGGAGAACAAUCUUUCUUCUGAAAUUGCCAGCAAAAUCAACUUGGUGGAUCUGGCAGGCAGUGAAAGGGCAGAUCCUAGCUAUUGUAAGGACCGGAUCACUGAAGGUGCCAGCAUCAACAAGUCCUUGGUGACCCUGGGCAUUGUUAUCUCUACCUUAGCCCAAAACUCCCAGAUGUUCAUCAAUUACCAGAGCCCGAAUAGCACAUCCAGUGAAGGUGGAGACAGUGGAAGCCUCAGCUCUCCCUCGGUGGCUGGCAGCAUUGGUGGACUCCCUAGAAAGCAAUCAUACAUCCCCUAUCGGGACUCUGUGCUGACCUGGUUGCUGAAAGAUAGUCUAGGAGGCAAUUCCAAGACCAUCAUGGUGGCCACCGUGUCUCCUGCAAACUCCAGUUAUAGUGAGACCAUGAGCACAUUGAGAUAUGCUUCUAGUGCCAAAAGCAUCAUAAACAAGCCACGUGUGAAUGAGGAUGCAAAUGUAAAAUUAAUCAGAGAACUUCGGGAAGAAAUUGAAAGACUGAAAGGCAUGCUCCUGAGCUUUGAACUGGGGAAUUUGAGUCCCUUCAUGGAUGGAAGAAAUGGAAACCUGAAGGAGCUGGUUCUCCAUAAUGAGAUGAAAAGAGACCAGCUCUCCAAAGACUGGACCCAGAAAUGGGAUGACUGGAAGGUUCUCAUGGAGUGUAAUGUUGAUAUCAACAAGAAGAAAGCUGGGGUGAUGAUUGAUUCCAACCUGCCACACCUGAUGGUCCUGGAUGAUGAUGUGCUGAGCACCGGGGUUGUGCUGUAUCACCUCAGGCUAGGAGAAGUCUCUGCUGGGAACAGCAAUUGUUCUCUGGAGUGGUUGGAUUUGGAUGGUGAUGUCACUGCCCCCCAACUGGGGAUUUCCUCUGUGCUUGAGGACAGGAGAGUGCGGGAUGUUUCUGAAGCAUACCACCAGAAGCAUAUGGACCAAGCAGUGUCCCACAGGACGCAGAUUCGACAACAGAAACGCCUUGUCAAGGAUUUAAGGCAAGAUAUCCUAGUUGGGCAAAUCAGAGCUGAGCAGGAGCUGGAGUUUGACCAGGCCCUCAUCAAUCAGCAGAUCAAAGACAUAGAUCAGAGAUGGUUGCUCAGAGAGGAAAGCCGGUUGGCCAGUCUGCAGCAACAGCAGCAGCAGCAGCUGGAGCAGCAGCAGCAACAGCAACAGGAUGGUACUUCGAUUGAGGAAGACACUGAGAUCUUCCAUGAAGCAGAAUCUCAGAUUAGGCCAAAGACUCCAUCAGCUUCACUGGAUGGGGGCCGUACGAGGCUGGUCCAGCUACAGGUCCUCUGGAGGAAUGCUCUCUGGGCAGCAGAGCGUAAAGUCAGGCGCAAGAAAGUCAAGUUUCAGUUGGAAAAGAUUGUCAAAAAGCAGAAACUCCUGGAAGCCCAGAAAAAGCUUGAGCAGCUUGAAAAGCUCAACUGGAAAGACAAUCCGAGCCAGUUGGACCCUGAUCUGGAUGCCAACUUUUCAGCUUUUCAAAAAAAGAGUGACUCUUCCACCAGCAGCAGUUCUUUGGGUGACCACAGACUUUGUGGCCUCCCACUGUCCCCCUCACAAAGGUAAAGGAGCAACAAGGAUAUGGAACAGAGCUAGGAAAGGGAUUCUUGCUUAACACAUCCCUCUUUGUAACUGACACUUAAAAUUUCAUCUUCCUGAGCCCUGAUUCUCCUGAUGUGCUUGCCUGGUACAUGUAUCCUCUGACUUUUGGCUAGCAAAUCCUCUUGUCCUUCAAAGGUGUAAGUUCUCAAACUUUUUGCCCCUGGACUCUUAAAGUUUUGAAAAUUAUUGUGGAUCCCCAAAGAGUUCUGGUUUAUUCAGACUUUUGUGUAUUCAAAAAUUUAUUUUCACUUGAUACUUUCUGUAUUCUCAUCCCCAUUUUAUCUCAAUCCUGCUCCAUUCCCCUAUCCCUUUGUCCCCUAGUUUGUUUUCUCUUUUCAUUUCUCCCAUUGUAUCCCAUUUGGAAGGUUCUCAUUCACCCUUAUUCCCUUUUUGUUUCUUCCUCUUUCUAGUGCCAGCUAAAGCCUGACUCUGCUAGUAGAACACCCUGUCCCUUGCUAUGUUUUCUAGUGCUGGACAAUCCUCCUGAUCCUUGACCUCACAGACUCAGGAAGAAGAGCCUACAUGCUCAUUUCCUCAUUCCUUUACCAUCACUCAGUAGUCUCUUUCUCCCUGUCUUUGUCCUAUCUACCACCUGCCACUAACCUCCAACCCACUCUACUCUUCCACUUUCUCUGGGAUUUCAGCACUUAAGACUUUUAAUCUUCCUCUGCCUCCCAUCCCAUGGGGCAGUUAGGUGGCACCAGAGUGCACAG